AUGGCGUGGAGAUUCAAAGCCAGCAAAUAUAAGAAUGCAGCACCCAUCAUUCCAAAGCCUGAAAACUAUGUCCGGGACAUUUGUGUGGGGUCCUACCAGACUUAUGGAAACAAUAUUACUGCUUCUGCGAAGUUUAUGGCAUUCAAUUGGGAUCACACUGGCUCUAGUCUUGCUGUUUUACCUCUGGAUGAUUCUGGAAGAAAAAGCAAACUCAUGCCUCUGCUCCAUGGACAUUCAGAUACAGUCACUGAUAUGGACUUUUCCCCAUUUCAUGAUGGACUUCUGGCUACAGGUUCUCAAGACUGCUUAGUCAAAAUCUGGAAUAUACCUAAAGAAGGAUUACAGGAGUCCCUUAGCAAUGCAGAAUGUACUUUUUCUCAUAAACAACGCAGAGUAGAAACUGUUGGUUUUCAUCCAACUGCAGAUUUUCUCUUACAUUCCACUUCUUUCACCACUUUAACAUUGUGGGACUUGAUCUCAGAACAGGAAUUUUUUUCAAACACAGACCAUAGUGAAGUUAUACAGUCUGUCAGUUGGAAACUAGAUGGAACUUUGCUGGCUACUUCUGCAAAAGAUAAACAGGUACGCAUUCUGGAUCCAAGAAUAGAACAAUCCUGUACAAAAACCACAAAUUCUCAUCCAGGAAUCAAAGAUUCUCGAGUAGUUUGGCUUGGAGAACAGAACAGAAUCCUCACAACAGGAUUUGAUGCUCAAAGACUCAGACAGAUCAUCAUAAGAGAUCUGAGAAACUUUGGAGAACCUGAAAAAACACUGGAACUUGACUGUUCUACUGGUAUUCUGAUCCCCUUAUAUGAUGCUGACACAGGCAUGUUAUUCUUAGCAGGAAAGGGAGAUACAACAAUUGGUUACAUGGAAGUAACUGACAAAGAACCAUACCUUAUAGAAGGUAUUAGACAUUCAGGAGAGCAAACCAAAGGGGCCUGUUUGGUACCAAAAAGAGCCCUACAUGUGAUGCAGGGAGAAGUGAAUCGAGUUUUACAAUUAACUAGUUCUUCUGUAAUUCCUAUUAUGUACCAAGUGCCAAGAAAAACUUAUAGGGACUUCCAUGCAGAUCUUUAUCCAGAUAGUCCUGGAUGUAAAACAGAACUGACAGCUUUUAUGUGGUCUAAUGGGAAAAAUAUGACCUUGCCAAAAAUCAGUCUGGACCCCUCAAAGCGUGAAGAUGGAGAAGAACCUAUUGUGAUACAUCAUGGAUCUUUGAAAGAGUUUCAAGAAGAAUUCCAGAAUGAAAAGAAGGAUGAGCCCAAAUCGGAUUUUGUGCCAAAGGUUACAGAAACCUUAGCUAAAAAUACAUAUCAUCCUGUUAGAGAUAUUGUCAAGGAUAUAGAAAAGGAAAAGUCUGAGGAUGAAAAACAUAAUCCUGGUUUUAGAACUGUUGAAAUUGAGGUUGAAAAGCCGAGAUUGGGCCCCAAGCCGUUCACAGCCCCCAACUUGACCGACACCGACAACGCGUUCCACAGGGUGUUCUCGGUGCCUGCGGUGCCAGGCCAAAACGGCUUUUCCGCGGACAAGCCGUCGACCCCCUCGGAAGAAGCCCCGACGGAAAACAAGGAUAAGUCUCCCCUGAUCGAAGCGCCGCCCAAGACCGAUCCGGAAAACGGGAAAUCGGGCUCUAGCGGCGAAGACGAGAACAGUGGCGAUUCGGGCUAUAUUCCCAGAACGCCCAGUACGGCGGAGCGCAGGAAGUUGUUCGAGACGCGGUCGAAUUCCAAAGAGAACGAGUCCGAGGAGAAUUUGGAUUCGGUCGAUUUCGAAAGGGGAUCCUUGCAGAGGGCCAGUAUAGCGGAAAGAAGGAAAAUGUACGAGAGCAGAUCUGUUUCUGUGCAAGAACAAGGUGCAGAGAAAAAAGAAGGUUCUCCAGUCAUGUUACGGCGAAAAGACUCGCUCAAGAAUAGGAAGAACGCCGAGGACGUCCUCAGGGAAGACAAUUACAGAAAGAGCGUGCCGAUUUCCAAGCAACAAUCCAUGGAACCGAUCGGAAUGAGAAAAAGCGAAGUUUCCAUGCCUACGCCGAAAAGGACUUCUACAGUUUUUGGUCGAGUAUCAAAGUUCCGACAUUUGAAAGGGACUCCUCUGCACAAGUCCUUCCACAUUGAAAAUGUUCGGAAUUUGAGCAGACAAAUCUCUGGAGAGUGUGACGGCUUCCAUGCGAAUCCUGAGCGCGUGGCGGUCCCUUUGAGCGGCCCCGGCGGCAAGAUAGCCGUCUUCGAGCUGUCCAACACCGGCAAACUGCCGGACGGCGUCAUCCCAGCCCUGGUGCACGGCACCAACGUGUUGGACUUCGCUUGGGACCCGUUCGACGACCGCCGGCUGGCGGUGGCGUGCGACGACGGCCUGGUGCGGCUGUGGCGCGUGCCCGCCGGCGGUCUCGUCGAGCCGACGAACGAGCCAGAGCGGGAGUUCGUCGCGCACUCGGACAAGAUCUACUUCUUGAAGUUCCAUCCGACGGCUCGGGACGUUCUGGCGACAGGUUCCUACGAUAUGACCGUCAAGUUGUGGGACCUUGUCGACCUCACCGCCAAAAUCACGCUGUCGGGCCACACCGAUCACAUGCUGAGCGCGGCGUGGUCGCCGUGCGGCUUCUAUCUGGCCACCGUCAGCAAGGACAGCAAGAUACGGGUGUACAGGCCACGAGACAGCGACACGCCCCUGGUAGAAGGCAAGGGGCCGGAGGGGAACAGGGGGGCUCGCAUCGUGUGGGCGCUAGACGGAAGGUUUUUGGUCGUCACCGGUUUCGAUAAAGUAUCAGAGAGGCAGAUCAGCGCUUACAGGUCAGAAGAUUUGGGAAUACUCAACACAGUGGGAUUGGACGUUUCGCCUGCCAUUUUGAUGACCUUCUACGAUGAGGGUAGUUCCACCCUAUUUGCUACUGGAAAGGGCGAUUCGACGAUCUACGCUUUCGAAAUCACGGAAGAGGCCCCCUACAUCUGCCCUCUGAGCCACCAUCGGUGCUCCAGUCUGCACCAAGGUCUGUCCUUCCUGCCCAAAAACGCCUGCGACGUGUCCAACGUGGAAUUCGCCAAGGCCUUCAGGCUCACCAACAACUCCAUCGAACCACUGUCUUUCACGGUACCCAGGAUUAAGACCGAAUUAUUCCAAGACGACCUUUUCCCACCAACAAGGGUGACCUGGAAACCUACCAUGACAAGUUCCGAAUGGUUUGGCGGAAAAGAGGCGCUGCCUCAGAGGAUAAGUUUGCAGCCAGAAGGAAUGGAUGCACUGUCGGAGGCUCAGGGUCAACCAAACAGCACCAGUGAAAGAACAAUUAACAAAUCAGCCUCCACGCCUUUCAUAGGUGGCGCCUCAAAGGUCGGUUGGGACGUGGAACUUUCUGAACAAACUAAAAACAAACAGGAAGAGCUGAAGAAAUCUGUCAGCAACAAACUGGAGGUAAACAUGUCAUUGGAGCAAGACGACAUGGAAGGCGUAGACGAAAAUGAAUGGAACGAAUGA
Phaedon cochleariae (mustard beetle) is the source of this 3474-nucleotide messenger RNA. Lineage: Eukaryota; Metazoa; Arthropoda; Insecta; Coleoptera; Chrysomelidae. The record is from the annotation of a GenBank genome assembly.